Colletotrichum higginsianum IMI 349063 is the source of this 2232-nucleotide messenger RNA. RefSeq lists its product as uncharacterized. The coding region runs from base 1 to 2232 and encodes 743 amino acids. The record is from RefSeq and is a predicted model, not a curated record. NCBI's taxonomy places the organism in Eukaryota, Fungi, Ascomycota, Sordariomycetes, Glomerellales, Glomerellaceae. The transcript is spliced from 2 exons.
AUGAAGACGUCAGCGGUAUCACGACGUAUCCAUAGCCGCGAACCUGAUGUCAACAGCCUCGAAUUGUCUUCUCUGACUCUGCCACAACACGAAAUCUCCCAACAGAUUGAGGGUUCUCCAUUGCAUUUGUCAGUCGGACAACCAGUGCGGAAGAGUCAGAGGAGGGACCCUGAGCAACAAGAUAUCACGGAGCGGUCAGAGCCCGACGCCGAAACAUCGUUACUCAACGAAGGAGGGGCCUCGAAGGAAGAGAUCCCAAACCGCCAUUCAGCGCCAGCUCGAUGGAACGCCCUUGGUUUCGUGGGGCUCUGCAUCAUAGUCCUGGGAACCAUUGUGAUCUUGGCGGCCACCGCCUUCCUGGCCUACCUCUGGCAGUCCUCGAUGCGCGCGAGAGCCGGGCAGUCGCAGGGCAGCAAUGGUGGGUUGUGGGACCUUAUCGUGCUGUCGAACUGGACCUCGGUAACCGUCACCCUCACUGCUGCUGUCAUACGCGUCUGCCUCGCGCUCCAGAUGGGCGUUCUCACCGGCAUGAUCGCCUCUCUCCUGAUUGAAAAGUCCGGCGUUCCCAUGGGCUCUGCCCCGUUCGUCUCUAUUCUGCGGGCCGUCUCGGCGUCCCCCUAUCACCUGGUCUCGAGAGCUGCGCUGACGACGCCCUUCGCCAUCGCCGUCGGCCUUGGGGUGCUUCUGACAGGCGCGUCCCAAUUCACGUCGACGGCGCUUCUGUUCGAUUUCGACCUCGCCAAUAUCACGACGCCGAAGCAGACGGUUGUGUUGCCUUACGGCAGCAGCCAGCCAGAGAAUCCGAGUGUCGACGGCAACAACAGUCCGUACGAUGGCCCCGCCGUCGUGUUCGACUCCCGAGUAGCAUGCAUCCGGCCCGUUCUCCACGAUAUUCACCUUGCCAUAGUAGACGGCGGGCAUUUAUACGGCCGAAUCCACCACUUCGACGAGGUUAUUGUUAGCGGUCGAUGGUCAACUCCCAAGGAGCCCACGUCGGUCUUGGAAUCAGAUUAUAGGAGAAAUCAGUGGCCAUUCAAGUGCGUCAUGCUCACGCCCAAGGCCGUCGAAGAGGCCGAGUAUUGGCCGAUAUCCAUCUGUGCGGCUCUGGGCGGGUCGUCGACGUGGGAUUCCAUAUUCACUGAGAUGCCCGGGCUUCGUUCCACGAUGCUCCCCAUGUCCAAAUACAGAAGCAGAAGCAUUUUCCACGUCUUCAACACGACGGGGUCGAUAGAAUCAUGGGGCAAGUACCUGCUGACGAACGAAAUCCCGGAGAACGGAAACUACCUCGCGACGCAUUCCGCCGAAAAGCUAAACUGGACGUCAUCCGAGGAAGGGAUCUGGGUACACCUGCGGCCACCACCCGGCUCCAUCAACGCCAGCGUGUCGAUCAGCACAUGCUUCACAAACCUUCCCGGGCUUUUCCAGCACGUCGAAAUGUCCAGCGACCAAGACGGUGCUGAGCCCGGUCUCUCUUGGGACAGAGUGAACGCGCGGUAUGAGACGGCCCCGAUUCGAGGUCAGUAUGAAAACCUCGGCGACAACGCAACGGUGCGGGAUUCACGGGGCAUCCUGACCCUGCACCCGAAGACCAGCUGGGGUUUCGAGGAGGACGAGAGCAACAUGACGAAGACCACCAAGUCCAGGUCGUGGAUGCCCUUCAGCAGCGUGGCCGACGGUCUGCCUUAUAUGAGUCUGAACGGCGACCAGCGUGCUGGCGGGAUCCUGGUUCCCGGCGCGUUCUCCCCGUACGCCGUGCACUACGCGCAUGCCGCGCUCUUCCAGGACAUUGCCAUGACCACCGGCAGUCUGGCGCAAGGACUACAGGGGCUCUUUACUGUUCUUCGACAAAUGGCGUACUACGAGAUUUCCCCGUAUUUUGACAUGCAAUCUCCGGCUUCGUUGAUCCUCUCAAACGAGGAGCUUAUGCCUGUGCGAUGGACCGGUUUCACCGUCGUUGUCGGCAUGGUUUUUACCCAUUUGAUUCUCCUUGCUGUUGUCUUGGUGUUGUUCUUCAAAUUCACUCGGCUGAGUUGGCUUGGAAAUGUGUGGAUGUCCUUGAGCCAGGUUGUGUCAUUGGAAACAGAGGAUUUGAUUGAUAAGAGUACGGACAAGUUGGAUAAGGAGGUGGACAAGGUGAUCAAGGAAGAAGCAUCCAGAGCAGGCACAGGAUCAGCGGACCGGGUUAGAAUCAAGAGACACGAUCUAAGAGGGAGAAGCGAGGUUUCCUAUUGA